CAACUUGUCUCACCAAAAUAUGUACUUCCGCAUUUGGUGUAUUGCCAAUUGGAUCGUAUCACGUGACACAAACCUAUCAGCCCGAAACGGGAAGUUUAAAACGCUGUUUAGCGAAAUGUCGAUAUAAGAGGAAACGUAACAGAAGAAAAAUUUAGUCAAAAUGUCUUCUCCGGGCCUGUUUGACGCCCUUCGAUCCAAUGGCGCCCCGACCUAUUACGACUCCGACAAGACGCCUUUUAUGGCGGAUAUUCUGGAGUCUGGACUUAUUUACGCCUUUGUGAUAUUAGCUUUUUCAUUCUUCAUCAUCCUACCUGGAAUUCGAGGCAAAGAGAGAAUUUUUGUGUUCAUACGUGUAACAGUGACAUUAUUUAUUGGAGGAGUUAUUAUGUUGACUAACUUUGGAUAUGAAUGGGAAGUCGCCGAGGCCAAAAACGUAAGGACCAAGUAUAAAGCGGGAUCAGCAGGGGAGAUUACCGCAGAUAUCGCCGUAUACAUGGGCCUCCGAGGGAUCAAUGUAACACUGAAAGCUGAGGGCGAAAACCGCGGUCCUUUUAAUGAGACCAUAAACUACAACGAACACUUCGACUGGAGAUGGGAGCAGGGCAGAAUAGGAUUCGGUAUAUUUUCUGGUCGUUUUCAACAAGAGUUUCGCUCUGCUCAGUUUAGAGGAACCCCCCUUCCCAUUAUCUGGAUUGCUGAGUACUUUAUAUUUGACGGGGAGGGGAUCAGAUGGGGGCGACAUUACAGACAGGCAGGGUGGUACGCCCAUAUCAUGAUGUGGUUGGCCCUUCCUCUCUGGGUUCUGACAAUAAUCCUUUUCUUCAUUCUUUUAAAAUAUGGCGCGUAUUUCCUCAUGUUGACCGGCGGUGUCAUGGUGAUUGCCAAUAUUCUCUGGGCCACCAUAAGAAAUGUUAACGAACUUUUAAUUCCGUUUAGUGCCGAACACAAGCUCGAAUUUCAUUUCGGACCGUCUUUUUAUUUAAAUUUGAUCACAGGUUUAUUAUGCAUUGUAUUGGGUGUUAUUAUCUGGAUCCUCGAUCUCCGAUUCCCGGAACUAGUCACCAAUUUCUUUGGUGUCGACCCUCUGCAGGAUGACAAUUUUAUACAAGGAGAUAAUUUUGAUACUAUCGAGAAAAAGAACGGCAUGGAAAUGUCCCCUGUGGACGGAAAACCGAAUGGCAGUCACAGCGUCACCCGCCCGCCACGAACCUCUGAAGCAGCGGCGGCAGAAGAUGAUGACGACGACGAUGACGAAAUAUAUGAACCUCCAGUAUUCGAGCCUCCUUCUGCACCAAAAGCAGCCAAGUUUGAGAAGCGUAGAUCACGUGGUUUGACGCAACGUCUGCAGAGACCACGACGUCGCGCGCCACCUCCCGUCCCAGACGACAAUGACCAAGAGGACCUUUACAGCAAUACAAGAAAUCCAGAUCAAGUCCAUAUCAACAUGGGAUACCGCCAUUAAAAAUUUUAAGCUCCAUGAAAAUUUACAGAAUGUCUUCCUGUGUAAGGAACUGGUUUCACUUGACACAUGUUAAUGAUAAAGUAUAUAUAAUGUUUUACAUGUAACUGCAUUUAUGUAUAUUUUCAUUCAUUUUGAUCGUUUAUGAUAGUCCGUAUUUCACGUUUUGAUAUACUUUUCUAUUUGUUUGUAUAUUUUGUUUUAGAAAUUAAAAAUGUAAAAAUCACGAUCUACAAGAUGUCGUCUUAAAUACACACAAGAUUUUGUUGAAAUUCAUGGAAAUUCAUGGAAAUUUUUUUUCGACUCUGUAUUCAUCUUAAAGUAUUAAUUUCGUUCUUAUAUUGUCCAAAAAUUAAAAAGAUAUGAAUUAUUCAAAACGCAUGAAGAGUAUUCACUUUAUUUUAUUUUACUUAAUGUAUAUCAACUGUAAAAAUGUUUUAUAUACUUUGUAUUGUAUAAGUUUUUCUUGCCGUUUUCUUUAUAAAAUAAACCUUACUUUUAUAAAUUUUGUUGAUAUAUCAUCUUUCAAAUGUAAAGGGGGUGCAGGUCAUUACCUCAUUUUUGCAAAUAUCAAAAUGACACGUGAGAAAAUUCGAUAAAUCAUGUGUUCAAAUAUAAAAAUACAUAAAACAUUUAGUUCAUUUCGUUGCAAGGAACGAAUCCAAAACAAUACAUAGCAGAAAUAACGGCAUUUCCUUUAUGAUUUCUCCUACAACGUAUCACUGCCCUUCACUCCGUUGAUACCCCUUCUUUGAUAUUUUUUAGAUAAUGAAAUAAAUGACCCCUUAGACUUCUAAUCAUGGUUUUAAUGAUAACAGAACAGGGCGACAUUCGUUACAAAAGCUCAACUCUUGUGUGGAUCUAAUAUAUACAUGUAUUAAUGUA
Molecule: messenger RNA, 2344 nt
Organism: Saccostrea cuccullata (small rock oyster)
Lineage: Eukaryota; Metazoa; Mollusca; Bivalvia; Ostreida; Ostreidae
Product: dual oxidase maturation factor 1-like
Exons: 11
Coding region: 161-1462 (433 amino acids)
Biological process (GO): protein transport
Cellular component (GO): endoplasmic reticulum membrane
Source: RefSeq, a predicted model, not a curated record